Molecule: messenger RNA, 2370 nt
Organism: Macadamia integrifolia
Lineage: Eukaryota; Viridiplantae; Streptophyta; Magnoliopsida; Proteales; Proteaceae
Product: ALBINO3-like protein 2, chloroplastic
Exons: 14
Coding region: 267-1952 (561 amino acids)
Biological process (GO): protein insertion into mitochondrial inner membrane from matrix; mitochondrial respiratory chain complex IV assembly
Cellular component (GO): mitochondrial inner membrane
Molecular function (GO): membrane insertase activity; protein binding
Source: RefSeq, a predicted model, not a curated record
AGUUGACAGCCUUACAAACAUAGCCGUAAUGCAUUUUUUUUCCUUUCCUGGAAAAAAAGGAAAAUUCCCGUUAUUACUCAGUCCGGACUCCGGCGAGGCAUAGGAGUAGCUGUCCAAGGUCAUGCGGGAAGAGAAGGGGACGUAGCUCAGAGACUUCUAGUUCGCACCGGCAGAGUAUAUCUUCCACCUAAUAGGGUUUUGGUGUGCGGUUAAAGUGGCGUGAAAAUCAGGAAGGUUUUGGUAGAUGCGGUGUUCCGUAACAAUCCAUGGGAAUACCGAAGCUCUGUAUCGAGCUCCGCCGAUUUCGAUCCCUUUCUUCUUCGUUUUCUCUCUCUAACUUGCUUUACCUUCAAAACCCUAAUUAUCUCUUAUCCUCUCCUUCGUAUAUCGGCAAUAGAUACUCAAUCUUCAGAGACACAACCAAUUCAAGUGCGAAUUCUUCACCCCCAUACUGGGAUCAUACCUCGUUUAGAUCAUUCUCGUCUAAUCCAUUAACCAGUAGCUCUGGUAAUGAAAGUGGUACCGAUGGAGAUUUGGGAAAUGAGUUGAAAUCGUUGACUCUGGAUUUUAGUGGUUCUGGAGUUGCGGAUGGAGUGGUUGAUGUGGAUGGAUUGUUUCCUCCAGUUCGUGUCGUUAUCUCGUUGCUUGAUGGAUACCAUGAACUCACGGGUCUUCCUUGGUGGGUGAUAAUUGCGUCCUCUACCUUGGCCCUUAGACUGGCAAUACUCCCUUUGCUUAUUGUGCAACUUACGAAGUUGAAAAAGAUCUCUGAGUUAUUUCCUAAAUUGCCUCCUCCUGUUCCUCCACCUUUCUCAGGAAAGAGUUACAUAGAACAGUAUUUGCGUUUUCGGAAGGAAAAACAAGCACUCGGGUGCCCCUCAUUUUUAUGGUCCUUUGCAUCCUUUGCUAUUCAGGUGCCAUGCUUUCUCUUGUGGAUGACAAGUAUACGGAGGAUGUCGUUGGACCAUUACCCUGGGUUUGAUACUGGCGGCACAUUAUGGUUCCAGAAUUUGACUGAACAGCCACAUGGUCUUUUGGGCCCUAUCUUUCCUGUACUGAUUGCCGGUCUGCAUUUCAUCAAUGUUCAGAUUUCUUUCCAAACAUCUACCAUGGGACAACUGCCUGGCUUGUUUAGCAUAUUAGCCAAGUACUACAAGCUCUACUUGGAUGUUCUGACACUGCCAUUAUUAGUGAUUGGGUUCUACAUUCCUCAGGGGAGUUUAAUCUAUUGGGUGACUAAUAGUUCACUAACUAUCAUUCAGCAACUUUCUCUUAAGCAUCCUGCAAUUCGUACAAAGUUGGGGCUGCCUGACAAAAAUGUUCCGGCAAAGAGUGAAAUCUCAGGAAAAUUUGAUACACCUGAAGGAAGUUCAUUGGUUUCAAUGGGGAAAAAAAAAAUAUCUGUUCAAAGGCUAUCACCUGAUGAACUGCUUGCUCUUUCCGUCCAAAUUUUAGCAAAAGGACAAAAAGAUAAAGCAAUUCCAUUGCUACGACUUGCUCUUGAGAAGGAUCCUGAAUAUAUGAGAGCUUUGGUUGUUUUGGGGCAGACUCUCUUUCAGAAAGGGAUGUUGACAGAGGCUAUUGAACAUUUAGAGCGUGCUAUUUCCAAGCUCUCUCUUGUCAGCCAUCCAACAAAUGAGCAGGUUGAUCUUUUGAUCCUUGCUUCUCAAUGGGCUGGUGUAUCAUAUAUAAGUCAGGAGAGAACGACAGAGGGGAGAGAACAUCUAGAGAGGAUAGUCCAAUUCAAGGAGCCUGAGGAUCCUAAGGGGAAAGCCCACUAUUUUGAUGGUUUGCUAUUGCUAGCAAGUGCUUUGUAUCGAGAAGGACGAAAUAUAGAAGCAGAAAAAUAUCUGCGGAUGGCUGUUGCUUAUAAUCCUGCUAAUAGUGUAUACCUCGAAGAAUGGGAAAGGGAUGAAGAUUACCCCAUCAACCUGCAGCAGAAAGAUCACUAACGAGUACUAUUCUGCUUACAAACUUGGUAUUCUGCUCAAGAGAAGGGGAUAUCAAUCAACAUUCAGCUAUCAUGUUGUCAUGAUCCUAAAAUUGUUGGCAUCAUUGAUCCCGUCCACUACCAUAGCAGUACAACUACAAAUUUUUCAAUUUUACAUGGAAAGAAUAAGUUUCACUAGUAGAAAGGUUUAAAGUGGUGCGGACGAUUUCUCUUUUUUUUUUUUUUUUUGGUAGAAGUGGACGAUUUCUCUUUCAAUAUUAUUUAUUCAUGUAAAUGUGGCCAUAAAUGUUACUCAAUUAUUUGUUAUUUCCAUUAUGGAUUGUGUUUUAAUAAUCAAUUAUGAUCAUAAUCAGUUUUUCUGUUGAUCAAGAUCAUUGCUACACUUCAAAGGCAAAUAAUGGAGUCUUGAGCUUUAUUCA